Molecule: messenger RNA, 420 nt
Organism: Ilex paraguariensis (yerba mate)
Lineage: Eukaryota; Viridiplantae; Streptophyta; Magnoliopsida; Aquifoliales; Aquifoliaceae
Source: the annotation of a GenBank genome assembly
AUGCCCUCAGGCAUGGCUUCCAAUUCACCAACUACAAUCCCUUUGUUGUUGAUCAUGGCAUGCCUCCUAGCAGUGCUAGUCCCAUCUGGGCUAGCCCGGCAGCCACGGCGGGAGUGUCGGGAUCACCUCCGUAUUGCUCCCAACCUGUCAGUGCCACCACAAUCUUCUGAGAAAUUUUUAGCACAGCAAUGCUGGGCAACCAUUUGGAACUUAGGUGCUUGUGUUGCAGAUGUUUAUCGGUAUUUUUUGAGCGGCCGAAUGGGGACUGUUAGCCCUACUUGUUGCAAGGCAUUUACUGGGAUCAAUGUCAAGUGCUGGCCAAUAGUUUUUCCUUUUAACCCCUUUUUUACUCCACCAUCACUCAGGAGCUUUUGUGCAGUCAACGAAGGAGCUGCCUUGACACCUUCACAACCACUGUGA